AUGGUAGGCGGCAGAGUCGGCAAUUUUGGGGGGCAGGGCGGCCGGAUACUGAGGGCGGAAGAAGAACGUGCAGCAAAAGCGGAAGCAAUGAGUGCACAAAAGCUGAAGAGGAGCUUGGGGAGACUGGACUUUGAGGAUCAGGACGAGCCCCCAGAGCAGAUUCGGAAGAAGAAGGCCAAAGGGUCAAAGGAGGGCGGAAAAGGAGGCAAACCAAAGGGAUCCACCCAUGGCCAAGGCAACUCCAGUGUGAGGGUUGAGUUUGGCGGUCGGGAAAACCCAGGGGACCUCAGGCCUCAGGACAGGGAGUCAAUGCUGCCGGGAGACGACCCAGUUCAAGACGGAGUCUUGGUGAACAGCUACUUUAGGACGGGGUCAGGGCAAGAAGUGGACGAGAACAAGGUCAAAGGCAACGGGAAAGCGGGAGCGGUGGGAGCUUCCGAUUCAGAGUCUUCCGAAGAGGAAAAAUCCACAUUGAAUUGGCAGCGCAGGAAGGCUCUAGACGAGCAGCAGGCUAGACGGGGGUCUGGGGACUUCAUGGGGAAUCUGAAGACCCUUGGGAUGGGUAGAGAGCCUCUGAGAGAGGCGUCACUCCACCGUUCAGCUUCCGAAGUGGUCGCCAAGAGCAAGUCUCUGGGGGGCCGUGGCAGCGGUGCAGGGAGUGGCGGCAUUAUGCAAGUGGUGGUACGGAACUCCGUCUUGUACAUUUACCAGAGCGUGGAAAGGGCCAUGGCUGUGGCUUGCAUGAUGGGGAAGUGCACCGGCGCCGAGAUGUACCCAUCGAAGGAAGACCUGAUGUACUGGCGAGCAGUGGUCAUGGGCAUGGAGCGGGACGACCCCGAGGCGGGUGAAAAGCACGACCUCAUGACCGUUUUCAAGACCCGGAGCAACUACAACUACUGCGCCACGGAGCACUUGAAGGCAUGCUCCUCCAAGAGGGGGGAGCUCUCCGGAGCGAAGGGGAUCCGGGGCGUGUUCGAGACCAGAACUAGCUUCAAUCUGGCGAGGGCCAAUGGCAUUGCGGCCUUGGA
Molecule: messenger RNA, 1028 nt
Organism: Klebsormidium nitens
Lineage: Eukaryota; Viridiplantae; Streptophyta; Klebsormidiophyceae; Klebsormidiales; Klebsormidiaceae
Source: the annotation of a GenBank genome assembly